This is a messenger RNA of Schistocerca serialis cubense, 4665 nucleotides long. RefSeq lists its product as uncharacterized. The record is from RefSeq and is a predicted model, not a curated record. The transcript is spliced from 6 exons. Gene Ontology annotation, molecular function: protein binding. Bases 128 to 2008 code for a protein of 626 amino acids. NCBI's taxonomy places the organism in Eukaryota, Metazoa, Arthropoda, Insecta, Orthoptera, Acrididae.
AGCAGAUAACAGCCGGCGGCGUCUGGUGUGGACUGCGCUCUUACGCUGCAGUGACUGUCGACUUUACGUCCUGAGCUGGCAGCCAGUCUAGCGACGUCUACAGCUGACUACCGGAGGGAAUCUGGACAUGCAGAGGCUGCUGCCAUGGCUGGUUAUAAUGGUGACUGUUUCACACGAGAUGGUGUAUGUCUCAACACAAAGCCUCUCUGGAAUGGCAAGAGAGAUGUCCAGUGUGCAUCCCCCAGAUGGAGUUCAUCUUCCCAACACCUAUCUUGUCCAGCAGUUUCCAUGGCUGGUGGAUAGAAGUAAGAAUCAGCAGGAUGCACAACUCCUUCAAGAGGCUCAGUACAAUCUCAAGUCAGCUCCUGUGAAACGAGAGGCAGCUCCUCAGUAUAACUGCCACCAGGACUCACAGGCGAGAGUUGUCUGCCACCAGGUAGUUGCAGGUCUCGAACACUCAUAUGGCCAGCAAGCGCUUCGGCAAAGGCUAUUUGUGGACGUGCAAGAAGAAGAUGUCCACCAGAAGAAUAAUCACAAGAGAGUAGUGCGCCAAGAUGAUGCAAACCGCCAGACUGGAGACCAACAAGAUGGACACCAGGAGGAUCCACCCCAGUCAAAUGGGACACAACAACAAGACCCACCUCAGUCAAAUGGGGCACAAGACCAACCCCAGUCAAAUGAGACCCAGCAGCAGGAUCUACCCCAGCAACAGCAGGUGGACCUUCCCCUAUGUCCAGAAGACAGCAGCUGCUCCUGUGAGACUGUAAGUGGGGUCGUGAGGGCCGACUGCUCCAGCUCAGGGCUGGACCAGCUGCCAGCCGGACUGCACCCCAACACCACGCGGCUCUCACUGUCUGGAAACAGCCUGCAGCAGCUUGGCAAUGACUCACUGGCGGGUCUCCACAGGGUCAUGCAGCUGUACCUGGACAAGAACAACAUCAGCGACGUUCACGAGGACGCUUUUUCUGGGAUGCCGAAUCUGCGCGUCGUCGAUUUCUCCAACAACCGGCUGUCUACUCUUCCGUCCAGUGUCUUCACGUCCAACGGGAAGUUGCAGAAGCUGGACCUGAGUAGGAACCCAAUCCACCUGACUGGGGGCCGGAUGCUGGACUCUGCCUCCCUGUACUGGCUUAACCUGUCGUGGUGUGGCAUCUCCAGCCUGCCGGAGGACUCUUUCAAGGGAAUUCCGCAGAUGGUCAUGCUCGACCUCUCCGAGAACCAGCUGGUCGUUCCAACAGCUCUGGCCCUGGAGACGCUGAGCGGGCUGCGGCGGCUGCCGCUGGUGGGGAACCCCGUGUCGUGCUGCGAGGUGGGCGAGCUGCGCGCCUGGGUGGAGAUGCGGCGCGUGUCGGUGAUCCGCAGGGAGCUGUCGGUGGGGCCGCUGCCCACCUGCGCACAGCCCGAGGGCCUGCGCGGCCGCCCGUGGACCGCCGCCGCCGGACACGACGCGUGCGUUCAGCGGCUGGACGCGGCCGCCGUCGUGGGCUGCGUGCUGCUGGGGCUGCUGCUGCUCGCCCUGGCCGUCGCCGCCGCGCUGCUGCUGCUCAGGAGGCGCCGCAGGGCCGCGCGCCGGCGACGCACACAGAGCGCGCUCAGGAGAGAGGAGAACCACUUGCGGCAGGACGACGGGGGAAUGUACGAGCCGCCGCCCGUGGCGAACCCGAAGGAGGUGGGCUGGGCCGGGCCGCUGGCCUGGGAAAGGCGCAGGCCGUCCGGACCCCGGUACGUGGCCUCCUUCCGGUCGCCGCACCCGCCCACCGUCUACGACGACGCCGUCGGCGCCGGGCGCAAGGCGUCGGCCCGCCGCCGCGACGCACCCGAGUCGCCCACCUCGCCCGCGUACGACGACGCCGUAGGCACCGGCCGCACGUCGCCACUGUACGACUACAUCCUGGGGUCAGACGGGCGGCGGUCUCUCGGGGCGCCGACCAGCUCCGGCGAGAAGCCACCCCACCACUCCUCCAUACCGUCGGUGCUCGAGGGCUGCGACUUCUACGAGGACGCCUGAGGGUGGCGGCCGUGGUGGUGCACCUGUGCUUGCUGCAGUAACUCUGCGAGGACCCUCUUCUCGGAUCACGUCAACUGGAUACUUGGAAUUCCAAAGGGUGCCAAGCGCAAAGCGAGGACCAGGAAUCUGGCUGCAACAACAGCCGUGAUCCUGACAGCUGCUGCGUCUGCUAGCCCUUCGUCAAUGAACAGCAAGUAGUUACUGACUGUCUGCGUCACAGUGACCGUUGUGGCACACCUCCACAGGGACGCCACCUUACAUUCGUGAUAAAUACAUGAAAAAGUGUUGUCUAUCACCACUCCUGCAAGGAAUACGCCCAGUAGUGGUACCAGGGAAGAUUUCGUUUCUCCCACUAGUGCCAAUAUAAGCUGGGCAACUCGUGCUCCACGUUCAAUUAAUAUACAUGAGAUAUCCAAAGUGCGGAUCAAGACACGCUGGCACUGGUUUCACAAUGAAUAGUAAACUAAAGUCCUUUACAUCUACAUCUACAUCUACAUCUAUACUCCGCGAGCCACCUUACGGUGUGUGGCGGAGGGUACUUAUUGUACCACUAUCUGAUCCCCCCUUCCCUGUUCCAUUCACGAAUUGUGCGUGGGAAGAACGACUGCUUGUAAGUCUCCGUAUUUGCUCUAAUUUCUCGGAUCUUUUCGUUGUGAUCAUUACGCGAGAUAUAUGUGGGCGGUAGUAAUAUGUUGCCCAUCUCUUCCCGGAAUGUGCUCUCUCGUAAUUUCGAUAAUAAACCUCUCCGUAUUGCGUAACGCCUUUCUUGAAGUGUCCGCCACUGGAGCUUGUUCAGCAUCUCCGUAACGCUCUCGCGCUGACUAAAUGUCCCCAUGACGAAUCGCGCUGCUUUUCGCUGGAUCAUGUCUAUCUCUUCUAUUAAUCCAACCUGGUAAGGGUCCCAUACUGAUGAGCAAUACUCAAGAAUCGGACGAACAAGCGUUUUGUAAGCUACUUCUUUCGUCGAUGAGUCACAUUUUCUUAGAAUUCUUCCUAUGAAUCUCAACCUGGCGCCUGCUUUUCCCACUAUUUGUUUUAUGUGAUCAUUCCACUUCAGAUCGCUCCGGAUAGUAACUCCUAAGUAUUUUACGGUCGUUUCCACUUCCAAUGAUUUACUACCUAUGGCAUAAUCGUACUGGAAUGGAUUUCUGCCCCUAUGUAUGCGCAUUAUAUUACAUUUAUCUACGUUUAGGGAAAGCUGCCAGCUGUCGCACCAUGCAUUAAUCCUCUGCAGGUCCUCCUGGAGUACGUACGAGUCUUCUGAUGUUGCUACUUUCUUGUAGACAACCGUGUCAUCUGCAAAUAGCCUCACGGAGCUACCGAUGUUGUCAACUAAGUCAUUUAUGUAUAUUGUAAACAAUAAAGGUCCUAUCACGCUUCCCUGCGGUACUUCCGAAAUUACCUCUACAUCUGCAGAUUUUGAACCGUUAAGAAUGACAUGUUGUGUUCUUUCUUCUAGGAAAUCCUGAAUCCAAUCACAAACCUGGUCCGAUAUUCCGUUACCUCCACUUAUGCAGCCACAAUCCAUGCAUCUGAUCAGCCUUCCUUUCUCUGUUGCAACACUGGUAUCUAAUACUAGUGGUGCCCCGUGAUCUGAUCCCACAGUUCAUCAGGCACCUGCUAUACUUUUUUCCCCUUCUGUUCCACAAUUCUGACCUCAGUGUGUAGAGGAGAUGAGAUUUGUCUCCACCGCCCAUUUCCUGUAAUAGCCAAUAUAGUCGCCACCCCAAGAGAUGUCACUCCUCCAGUAGUAAGGUAGACCACAACACAUCAGCCACAGCAGUCGGACAGCUCUUGACCAAGAACAUGGUUAAUACCUUCAGAAGUUAGAGUCUUAACUCAAGUGUGGCACAGUGUGCACACAAGGAAAAUCUUACCACAAAAUUCUCUCUGUGUCAAAAUGUACAAUCCAUUAUUUGUCAAAACAAUCUGAUAAUGCAUGUGUUGUGGCAACAAUGGAGAAUGGUGAGUCAGAUACACUGCAAUGUGUAAAGCUUGAGGGCAAACUGUGGAACACCUUGUACUUUAUCCUUUUCACAUUAAUUUCACGACAUUAUUUUCCUUAAAUGUAUGUUUUUCCACUAUUUCUCAUCACUGGACUUUAUCUAAUCAAUUAAAGAUCUUUCUUUUCAUGAUAAUGUUUUAUAAAGCUCCAGUUAUUUGUUGACUUUUGUCAGAAAAAUUAUUAUUCGAAACAUAAGCAGUAUUAUGAAAUUAAAAUAAAGUGAGAGCAGAUGAAGGACAAAUUUAAUUUCUGCAAAUUAGAGGACAAUCUAAGUUAAAUCUUACUUCAUGAGAGGAUAUGCUCAUGUGUAUUAUCCAACAGUAUGCUUUGUCUCUUGUAUUGAACUACAUGAUUUCUGUGGUUUUGCGAUGUCAUUUUUGUAUUUAUCUUUAUGGGAUGGAUUUAUGUGCCUUUUAAAAGUAGUUUCACUGUGAAAUACGAGAUUGUCUGUCCUAUGUUCCCAUUGUAAAAUUAUCUAACUUUGUGCCAUUAUGUUGGAAGGUUUUUAAGACACGAACUUCCAAUUUUCCAUAAUUAAUAGAUGUACUUUUUUAGAUGUACUGAACUAAAACUAUUGUGACAAUUGUGUUAUCAGUCAUGUUAUGAUACUUUUCUUAAACACUUAAUUUUGUAACUAAAUGAACAUAAAAAA